This is a messenger RNA of Xyrauchen texanus (razorback sucker), 3449 nucleotides long. It is a transcript of the gene prkcda, whose product is annotated as protein kinase C, delta a. The record is from RefSeq and is a predicted model, not a curated record. The coding region runs from base 85 to 2136 and encodes 683 amino acids. The transcript has 18 exons. Gene Ontology annotation, molecular function: diacylglycerol-dependent serine/threonine kinase activity; ATP binding. NCBI's taxonomy places the organism in Eukaryota, Metazoa, Chordata, Actinopteri, Cypriniformes, Catostomidae. Gene Ontology annotation, biological process: peptidyl-serine phosphorylation; intracellular signal transduction.
CAAACAACUCAAUCACUGAAGAAAGCAGGCGGCUCGAAGAAACGUCCCUUUCUUCGGAGGAGAGGCUGUGUCUGCGGGGUUGCCAUGGGCCCUUUCUUGAGAAUUGAAUUUAAUGCCUAUGAUCUUGGUACAUUCUCUCCAAUGGCUGAGGCACCUUUCUGUGCCGUCAAAAUGAAGGAAGCUCUUAGCACUGAGCGAGGAAAAACGUUGAUCCAGAAAAAGCCCACCAUGUUUCCUGCCUGGCGAUCCAGUUUUGAUGCACAUAUUUACGAGGGACGUGUUAUACAAGUGCUACUCAUGAGAACUGCAGAGGAACCAUUAGCUGAAGUCACAGUGGGCAUUUCUGUAUUGGCAGAAAGAUGCAAGAAAGCUAACGGACGUGUAGAAUUUUGGGUUGAUUUGCAGCCUUCAGGGAAGGUUAUGAUGUCUGUACAGCUCUUUUUGGAGGAUGCAGAUACAGAGUGUCAUCAGUCAAUAGUGUCGGAGAAGGAGGCACCGACACUUAAUCGUCGUCGUGGAGCUAUUAAACAGGCUAAGAUUCACUUCAUCAAGAACCAUGAGUUCAUCGCCACCUUCUUCAGACAGCCCACUUUCUGCUCUGUCUGCAGAGAAUUUGUUUGGGGUCUCAAUAAACAAGGUUACAAGUGUCGACAAUGCAAUGCGGCCAUCCACAAGAAGUGUAUCGAUAUAAUUAUUGGAAAGUGCACAGGCACGGCAACCAAUAGUCGAGACACCAUGUUUCAGAAGGAGCGCUUUAAAAUUGACAUGCCUCAUCGCUUUAAGAACUACAAUUACAUGAGUCCCACCUUUUGUGACCAUUGUGGCAGUCUGCUGUGGGGUCUUGUCAAACAGGGCCUCAAAUGUGAGGACUGUUCCAUGAAUGUCCAUCACAAGUGCCAGACUAAAGUGGCCAACCUUUGUGGCAUUAACCAAAAACUACUGGCAGAGGCUCUUACUCAAGUCGGUCAGAAAUCCACCAAAAGACCUGAAGAGCGACCCAACACCCAGGAUGUUGCCGUUUACCAAGAUUUUAACAAAAUCCCUGGACCUGAUGUUAAUGAUGGGGCUCCUUAUGGUCAUCUAUGGGAGGGUUCGAGUCCUCGCCCCCCCUCUCGAAUCACCCACCAAACACGUAUCACUGCUGAGCAAUUUACUUUCCAUAAAGUCCUGGGAAAGGGAAGUUUUGGCAAGGUGUUGUUAGCUGAGCUAAAGGGCACUGGAGAAUGGUUUGCGGUGAAGGCGUUAAAGAAAGAUGUAGUGUUGAUAGAUGAUGAUGUGGAGUGCACCAUGGUGGAGAAACGAGUGCUGGCUCUCGCCUGGGACAAUCCGUUUCUUACACACCUAUACUCCACUUUUCAGACCAAGGAGCACUUGUUCUUUGUGAUGGAGUAUUUGAAUGGAGGAGACCUGAUGUUUCAUAUACAGGAAAAAGGCCGCUUUGACCUUUACAGAACCACGUUCUAUGCAGCUGAAAUAGUGUGUGGCCUGCAGUUCCUCCAUUCCAAAGGUGUUAUAUACAGGGAUCUUAAGCUGGAUAACGUGAUGUUAGACUGUGAUGGUCACAUCAAAAUAGCUGAUUUUGGGAUGUGUAAGGAAAAUGUGUUUGGGGACAAUCAUGCCACAACCUUCUGUGGAACUCCAGAUUACAUCGCACCAGAGAUUCUAUUAGGCCAGCAGUACUCGUUCUCGGUAGACUGGUGGUCAUUUGGUGUGCUGGUGUAUGAGAUGCUGAUUGGUCAAUCUCCAUUCCACGGUGAUGACGAGGACGAGCUGUUUGAAUCGAUCCGAAUGGACACACCCCAUUACCCCCGCUGGAUCACAGUGGAUACAAAAGACAUGCUAGAAAGGCUCUUAGAGCGUGAUCCGUCACUCCGUUUAGGGAUUGUUGGUAAAAUACAAGCUCACCUGUUCUUCAAGACUGUCAAUUGGUCUGCUUUAGAAAGGAGGGAAGUCGAGCCCCCCUUUAAGCCAAAAGUGAAAGCUCCAAAUGACUGCAGUAACUUUGACCGGGAGUUUUUAAGUGAGAAACCCCGCCUCUCACACUGCGAGAAAGGCCUAAUGGAUUCCAUGGACCAGAGCGCUUUCGCAGGCUUCUCAUUCAUUAAUCCGAAAAUGGAGCAUCUUUUGAAAAAGUGACAUUUACAAUUGCUGUGAUCAAGAAGAUCUAUUAUGAUCAUGGGAUCAUAGUAUUCAGACAGUACUGUAUAUUGCAACAUCCAAACCAACAAUGAGCACUCUCACAAUUCAUCAUUUGCUCACUCAUUUUUUUGCCAUACUGGUAUAAAUAACUUAUUUUCUUAUGUUACAUACAAAAGGAGGUUGUUAGGCAAAAUGAUGCCAACAGUCACAUUCACUUUUCAUGUAAUAUUUUUUCCAUAACAUUCUGCCUAAAAUCUCCUUUUGUGUUCCACGGAAUAAAGAAAGACAUAAGGGUUCAGAAUAACAUGAGGGUGAGUAAAUGAUGACAGAAUUUACAUGUUUGGGUAAACUAUUCCUUUAAAAGUCCUCAUCUUAUUUAACGUGAAAAGAAAUCCUGACAGUCUGCUUCUAAAGGAACCCUUUAAAUACUUGAUUGUAGUAUGUUGGACUUGGUGACCCAAUCUGAGAGCAAUUUAUAACUUGUCCUUGUAAAUUUAGGGUGUCUAAAAAUAACUUUGCUAAGUUUGUACAAACUUGACAGUUAAGAGUGCAGGGAAAGUGCUGUUUGUCCAGUUUGGGAGAAAAGAAGUUCAAAGAAGUGUUAAAAAAAAAAAAGAAAAUGGGUCAGAGGUUAUACAGAUAUUGUUUAAACUGAUGUGAUGAGACGUAUGAGUUAAUAUGUGCAUGCUACAGUCGUAUUUAUGUUGUACAUUUCUGCUAUGAUGUGUGUGUGUGUACUGUAAUGUGUUUACACAAAGGAUCAACCACAAUGUAUUGAUCCUUUGUGUAAGCUUUGUAAAGUGUUAGAUUAAUAUAUUGUCUUUUAAUUCAUUUGAAAUAAGUCUGUAUCUGGUACAGAUAUAUAGUUCUAAUAUAAUAUAAUCUUAGCUUUGUGUUUGAUGUUUUAGUGUGUACAUUGUUGCUGCAUUUAAGAUGAUUUUUAAAUAAAAUAUACGUAUUAAGAGCAGAUGAUCAAUAUCAAGUCUCUGUAUUAGGAUGAUAAAAUUCAGUGUCCGAUAAAUAUUUCAGUGGUGAGAACUGAUGUGUGUUUUUAAUUUGUAUUUUCACUCAAUUUUGUUCUUGCUUGCCUUUUAGGUUUACUGUAAUAAUGACAUACAUAAGAACAAAGAUAAUAUUCUACUAUCAUUUUAUUAAUUUAUUUAUAUUAAUGCCAGUGUUGCUUUGUGAAGGCAAUACAGCAGUCAUUCAAUGUUACAAUUUGAUCCUCAAGCAUUGUUUUACAGUAAAAUAUAAUGCAUGAAUAUAUACUGUAUUAUUCUAUCUAUAUAAUGUAAUAAAUGAAACAUUUA